CUACACCCAUCAUGGGCAGGGAAAAGGUUUAGGCUGCAUCUGCACCUCUCCUCUGGCCAGCCCUGUAACUUCUUUCCUCCUCAACUUUUGCUCUCCCCCUCCUGGACUUUAAUUGACCCUCUUCAGAGAACCUACGUGACGGUGACCAUUUGGUAUAUUUAUCCUUUUUCAUCUUCAGGGGAAUUGAACAUCCAGUCCAGACACCAGUUGUAAUAUCUUUUGGUUGUGGCAGUUCUUCCUUGUAGGGGCUCUGUGCAUGGACUCAUCCUCGACGAUCAGGACUCAAACAGGAUUAGCGAGGUGGCGGUCCAUGUUAUUCUCUACAACUUCGUUUUUCUUUUUUUGGGCCUAAGGGAUUAAUUGCUGAAAUUAAAUAUUCAAACCAGCAUGACUGAGGGAGUCGAAGUGCGAUCCUCCACCACAACCAUGGUCAUAGAGAGCAAAAACGGGGAGGCAGGACAGCCCCUAGUCAGGGUGUCUAAGAGGACCGUGACUGAUGACCUGUACACUACCUUCAGUUCCCCCAUGGCCUGGAUCCUGGUCCUAGCCCUGGUCAUCACCUGGUCCUGCGUGGCCAUCAUCAUGUUCGACCUGAUGGACUACAAGGGCCUCACAGGGGUCCCCCCACCUCCCGCUGUCAGGAAAGCAAUUAAGGAGGCAGGGAGGUCUAGAGGAAGCAUUCAGCAUAUCAGCUCAGAUCCCAUGAAAGUAGUGAACGAGGCAGUGGAGGAGUCCACUGGCUGGGGCAACCUGCUUCUGACCUUUGCCUCCAACCUGGUAGCACCUGAGGAGGAGGAAAUUGAAGGUGAGCUAGAUCCGGUGAAGAAAAAAGUAAAACUGGCCCCAAAAGAUAUAGGAUGGUACGCUGAAGAGGAUCAUCAUGCUGAAAGUGAGAAGGGGGGAACAGAAGGUACCAUGGCCAUGCUUUCCAGGUUUAUAGCUGCAUUCCUACCGUCCAGAAAACAAGUUGCAGGGAUGUUUGCAGAGGAAAAAGAACCAGUUGCUAAAGUAGAGGACGAAGAAGAAGAUGAAGAGGAAGAUGAGGAGGAUGAGGAAGAAGUGGAAGAUUAUGAUGAGGAUGAGGAUGAAGAAGAAGAGGAAAAUGAGGAUGAGGAAGAAGGGGAAGAAGAUGAGGAUGAAGAAGAUGAGAAUGAAGAAGAAGCUGAUGAUGAGGAAGAAGAUGAAGAAGAUGAAGAAGAGGACGAGGAAGCAGCAGCUGAGGCUGAGAUAGAUGAGGAUGAGGAUGAUGAUGAUGAUGGUGAGGCAGAUGAAGAACAGCCUGCUGCAGUGGCUGAAGAAGAGGAUGAUGACGAUGAGGAAGAGGAUGUUGCAGAUGAUGAUGAAGAAGCUGCUGCGGAGGCUGAUGAUCUUGAGGAAGAAGAGGCUGCUGCUGAUGAUGAGGAAGCGGCUGCUACUGCUGAGGAUGAAGAAGAUGAGGAGGAGGAGGAGGAGGAGGAAGAGGCUGUUGCAGCGGAUGAGGUGGCUGAGGAAGAGAGAGAUGAUGGUGAGGAUGAAGCUGCUGCUGAAGUCACUGCUGAGACUGAUGAUGAUGAUGAUGAAGAGUAUGAAGCUCCCAUUCUGAUUGAUGUUGAUGACACAGAGACAGAUGCUUCUGCUGGAGAUGAUGAUGGUGAGGAGAGAGAGGAGGAUGACACCACAGCUGAAGCUGAAGCUGAAACUGAAACAAUUACAGAUGUGGAUGCCAGUGAUACUGCUGUUGCUUCCACUGAUGAUGACAACGAUGAUGAUGAUGAUGGUAAAGAGGAGGAAAUUGAUGUCACAGAAGAUGUUGUUUAUGACAUCCAGGACAAUGACAUUGACAUUGUUGCGGAACAUGUAGAUGCUGUUGCCUCUUCUGCCGAUGUUGAUGAUGUUGAUGAUGAUGAUGAGGAUAAAGAUGAUGAGGAAGAUGAUAGCAUAGAUGAUGACAAAACAGAUGAUGAUGCUAAACCCAUUGACCUAGAAGAUAACGAUGAUGACGAUGAUGAUAUCAAGGUCAAUCUUGCUGAUAGUGAGGAUAUUGAUAUCUCAGACACAUUAGCUGAGGAUACAACUGAUGACUCUAAAGAUAGUUUACAGGACACUGAUGAUGACGAUGAUGACACUGUCAGUGAGGACAGUGGUGCCAUCGUUGAUGACGUUGACAAAACAAUGGAGGAUUCAGGAGAGACUGUCAGUGAUGUCGCAGACAUUUCCGAUGACACAUCAGAUGAUGAUGAUGAGGGGAAGGAUGCAGCUGAAGUGAUCGGCAAAGAUGAUGACGCCGAUGAAGGUGAUGACAUCACACCAGAAGCCUUUGAUAGUUCAGCUCCUGAGGAAGAUGAUCUUUCCAAGGAUGAAGAAGAGGAUGAUGAUGGUGGCAUUGAUGACCUUCUUUUGACAGUAUUGCCACCUGUUGAAGAAACAAUAACCCCACCUUCUGAAGAGGCUAAAGAGACUGAAGAAGAGGAAAAGACAGAAGAGAUCCAAGAAGCACCAGAAGAGGAGGAGGAGGAGGAGGAGGAGGAGGAGACUGAGGAACCAUCUGCUGAACCAGAGCUGACAAUAGAGGAAGCUUUGGAAGAAGAGGCAGUGGAGGAAGAGACAGCAGAGCCCGAAUCCAAGGAGGAGGUAGAACCCAUUACUGAUACCGACGAAGAGGAGGAGGAGGUAGCACCAGAGCAUGAACUCGAGGAGGUGGUGGUAGCAGCAUGGCCUGAACCCGAGAAGGAGGAAGAUGAGGUAACUCCUGAGCCCAAGGAGGAGGUAGAACCUGCAGUCAAAGAGAAUAAGGUCCAGCAAGCUGCUACUCCUGCACAUCAAGUAGUGUGCCCUUGUAUGCAUUCAUCAAAACCAAAAGAGCCUGAAAGUGAGCCAGAGGAGGAAAAAGCUAAACAUGUCAAGAGGAAAGUAGCCAAGCAAGCUAAAAAGGCCACUCCUGACCGGAAGAAGGCCCCUAAAAAGGAACCAGCAGUGAGAACUAAGAGAGAACGAGACAUGUGCAAGCCAGUUGAGAACACCAAAAGGAGAGAGGUUGCAAGGCAAUUGGAGCUAGAAGAGGUGAUCAGAAAGAGAGAACUCAGACUUAAAAAGGAAGAGAAGGAGAAGUCCACAAAGAAAGAUUCUCAACAUGUAGAUGCGGGGGUACCUGCGCCUGCACCAGUUCCCACCUGUCAACCCACACCAGUCUACUGGCCAUCAUCACCUCCUGGCUGGUAUCUGCAUCACAUUUUCACAGACAAUCCAUUCCCACCUACAACUAUGACAGCAUCUCCACUGCAUAUUCCAACAGCUCAUCCAACUCAGUCAUUUUAUCAAGCUCCUCCAGCGUAUCAAGUUUAUCAAGCUCCUCCAGCUCAACCAGCAGCUCCAGUUCAACCAGCUGAACCAGCACCUGCACCAGCUACUCAACCAGCUGAACCAGCACCUGCACCAGCUGAACCAGCAACUCAACCAACUGAACCAGCACCUGGACCUGCACCGGCAACUCAACCAGCUUCAUGGACUCAAGAACCACAGGCUCCCAAAGAAAAGCAGAAGGCUGCCACCAUAAAGAAGGUUCCAAAGGAAAAGACCAAGGCAGCUGCCCCAAAGGAGCCAGAGCCCCCUAAAGAAAAAGUCAAGAAGCAAGACGCUGUUGUGUCCAAAGAGAAGGUCAAACCAGCUGUUGUAAAGAAAGAAGCUGUUGUCUCCAAAGAAAAGACAAAACCUACCACAAUGAAGAAAGAGCCAGAGCCCCCUAAAGAAAAAGUUAAGAAGCAAGAUGCUGUUGUGUCCAAAGAGAAGGUCAAACCAGCUGUUGUAAAGAAAGAAGCUGUUGUCUCCAAAGGAAGGACCAAACCUACCACAAUUAAGAAAGAGGUUGUUGUUUCCAAAGAUAAAGCUAAAACAACAGCUGCCAAGAAAGAGCCUGUGGAAAAGGACAAAAUAACUCCUACGAAGAAAGAGCCAGCAAUCUCCAAAGAAAAAGUCAAGACAAGCACUACCAAGACAACCACAAGCACUUCCAAGAAAGUUGUUUCAGAACCUGAGCCCCUAAAAGAGAAAACUACUCCAAGAAUCCCCACUAUGAGGAAAGGUAACCACACAAAUGUAGUGGUGCCAAUGGUAAAAGCCAUGGGAAGAGUUGUCGCUAUAAGACCCAUCCCUACAACAAAAGCUCCUGCAGUGAAGGAGGAGAAGCUAUCCAAGGAACCUGAGACAGAGGUUGUUGUUUCCAAAGAUAAAGCUAAAACAACAGCUGCCAAGAAAGAACCUGUGGAAAAGGACAAAAUAACACCUACGAAGAAAGAGCCUGCAAUCUCCAAAGAAAAAGUCAAGACGAGCACUACCGAGACAACCACAAGCACUUCCAAGAAAGAAGCUGUUGUCUCCAAAGAAAAGACAAAACCUACCACAAUGAAGAAAGAGGUUGUUGUUUCCAAAGAUAAAGCUAAAACAACAGCUGCCAAGAAAGAGCCUGUGGAAAAGGACAAAAUAACUCCUACGAAGAAAGAGCCUGCAAUCUCCAAAGAAAAAGUCAAGACAAGCACUACCAAGACAACCACAAGCACUUCCAAGAAAGAAGCUGUUGUCUCCAAAGAAAAGACAAAACCUACCACAAUGAAGAAAGAGGUUGUUGUUUCCAAAGAUAAAGAUAAAACAACAGCUGCCAAGAAAGAGCCUGUGGAAAAGGGCAAAAUAACUCCUACGAAGAAAGAGCCUGCAAUCUCCAAAGAAAAAGUCAAGACAAGCACUACCAAGACAACAACAAGCACUUCCAAGAAAGAACUUCGUGCUGUCAAAGCCGAAUGGUCGCUUGUAAAGAAUGUUGUUUCAGAUCCUGAGCCCCUAAAAGAGAAAGCUACUCCAAGAAUCCCCACUAUGAGGAAAGCUCCUGCAGUGAAGGAGGAGAAGCUGUCCAAGGAACCUGAGACAGCAAAAGAGAAACCAAAAGCGUCAGAGAAAAAAGAGGUGGUUGUUUCCAAAGAUAAAGCUAAAACAACAGCUGCCAAGAAAGAGCCUGUGGAAAAGGACAAAAUAACUCCUACGAAGAAAGAGCCAGCAAUCUCCAAAGAAAAAGUCAAGACAAGCACUACCAAGACAACAACAAGCACUUCCAAGAAAGAACUUUGUGCUGUCAAACCCGAAUGGUCGCUUGUAAAGAAUGUUGUUUCAGAACCUGAGCCCCUAAAAGAGAAAGCUACUCCAAGAAUCCCCACUAUGAGGAAAGGUAACCACACAAAUGUAGUGGUGCCAAUGGUAAAAGCCAUGGGAAGAGUUGUCGCUAUAAGACCCAUCCCUACAUCAAAAGCUCCUGCAGUGAAGGAGGAGAAGCUAUCCAAGGAACCUGAGACAGAAGACAAGGUAAAGGAUGUGAAGACAUCAGAUGCCAAAGCUAAAACCACACCCUCUGUGAAGACAGCCCAGCCCACUAAACCACAUAAAGCUGAGAAGACUGAGAAUAAAGCUGUGAAGGAGGCUAAAGAGAAAGAAGUGAAGCCUCCUGGUAUAGCAAAAGAAUCUCAGACUGACGAGAAUGCCAUGGACAAGAAGAAGCCAGGUCAGAAAGUAUUGCAGUGUGUUUUAAUGGUUGGAAAGAAUGCCCACUACCCUUUGCGACCUUCCACCCCUGGUAUGACCCCUGUGUCGAUGAGCCCAGCCAUGCGGUCCAUGAUGUUGCAGCAGGCGCAGCAGCAGAAAGCCAGAGCAGCGGGGCAGUAGACUAGCUCCUCACCUCCAUGCUGCUCCCUCUAGUCAGUCUGAACGGCAGCCUUAACCAGGACAAUCAGGGACUAAAGGGGAAGGAUGGAUGGACAGUACAGUAUUAUUUAUUUUUCUAUGACCGGUCGAGCUCCCAUGAGUUUUUAAGUCCCUGAACUCUUUUAUUUUACCUGUGGCUUUGCCGCUUUUGCUAGCACUCAGUGCUGAGUCCUUUGUGAUCUAUGUUUUUCAGCAGAUUUAUUUAUAAGAAAAGGAGUGUAAGUUAUGCCUAUAUAUUACCUUAGGAAGCGAAUGGAUUUGAUCAUUUCUGUAAAGUUCAAUCAAAUUCAAUGUACAUAUGCAUAUAAAUUGUAAUUUAGCUCAAGUUCAAUGUAUAUAAUGUACAUGUAAUAUCAACAUCUUGCCGUUUUCAUUUGUUGAAUGAUUACUUCACGUUAUAAUUUUUUCAUUUGUUACUUUUAUCACAAUAUUCAUCAAGUUCAGGAUGACAAAACAUAUCUGUAAAUUGAUUUUGGGGUCAUACAUUAUCAAUGGCACUGUGAUAAACAUUUAGUUUCGUUUUUAUUUCAUGUUUUUAUUUUAUUAAGGAAACAAAUUGAACAUGCUAUACAAUAACAAAUUAACAAUAUAGCUCACUUUCUCCGAACAUGUCCAUGCCUGUAUGCUUCUGUUGAUGUGUGACAUACCCUGCCAUUAUUGCUGUAACAGGAAAUCCUAAGCCAUAUUUUAAGACUAUUGUAAUAGUCGCGCAUCAAAUAAACAGUGACGAUCUUCAUAAGAAUUUUAGAAAUUGAGUGCAUCACAGUUUGAUCAUGAAAGAGGAUCAAUAUUUGUAUUUGCCUAAAAAUGGCUGAAUUUUACAUUACAGAUUUGAGUAUAUCUGUAUUUAGAAAGAAUAUUAUUAUUUUAUUAAAAAAAAUAUUCAUCAAAUUAGUUCACCUGCCAAAGAUGACAAGAAGUUUUCACCUACAGUAAAGGUUCCUACUCCUUGUCAGAUAUUAUUAGAUAAGGUACAGGUAUGUAACACUAACUGUAGUCAUCUGGCCAGAUCUGCAUAAAACACAUGGCUUAAGAACACUAUCUUAUCACUCAUUACACACACUGUUAAAGCAAGGUGAUGUGAUGUCAUUUUUGUUUAAUAUGCUACUUCCAUGUAAAUAACUGCAUCAGCUUGUAUCUUGCUGCUUGGCAUGUUGGUAAAGAAUUGUGGGAAGAUGAGUAUGGUACCAUUUCUCAUGGGAGCUCCCGUUGUUAACCAGAAUAACCUCUUCUCUCUCUCUCUCUCUCCUGAGGAGUGUGUGUGUGUACUGACAAUGCAACACUAGAGGUCAAGUCAAUGACUGUCCACACAUUUUUUUUUUUUUUUACAACUAACAAUGAUUCUCGUGAGAUGAUGUUAUGAUGUCAUCCUGUGAUAUAUAGGUGUGGAUGACUUUAUCAUUGCUGUCAUGUUACUAUCAUGGCGCUUGCUGCCAUGCGCAGCAGCCUACUGCUGAAUCAUGUUCAAGUAGGAGUGCCUUUAUUCUGAUAAUGGUGCUGCUGUGCUAAGUCCAGCGUAUCCAUUGUUGUCUUACUCAACUAAAGACUGUUUCAAGACCAUGUGAAAGAAACUAUUGGGCCUGAGAUCAGAUGUCCUUUAAACAGUAGAAGGGAAAAUAAGAAUGCUCAGUAAAUGGUGGCUUGAGAGCCCAUACUGUGAAAGCCUGGUUACCUUCUCUAUUCAGCUAUUACAUUCCCAUCCCUGCCACUCCUGUCAUUUGCCGACAUGGUAAAUGACAGGAGUGGCAAGGAGUGGAAUGUUAGCUAAAAAGACUGGUACCUAGACUAUUGAAAGCCUGAGAGGGAAGGCCGAGAAACUCUACUUUGUUUUGGCUGUAGCUGUCUCAGCCUGUUGUACUAUCUAUCCAUACAUUUUGCAGUGGCACAUGCAGCCACAGUCCGCAUCAACAGCUCGACAAAGUAUUGUGAAGUAGGCCAAAGGAAAAAAAGCUUGACUUUGAAGUUCCAGUGCACCAUUUCCUGUACCACCAGGGGAAAUGCUGCUGUCUGUCUGUGUGUUGUUUUCUGUGGAUCUGACUGAUGGAGGCAGAGUCCCCCACACUUAUCUACAAUGCAACAACAGAUUACACUAAUUAUAUAUUUUAUAAUUAUAACUAUGUCUUACCUUUCUAUUUUUUUGUCAGAGAAACGUAUUUACUCGUGGCAGAAUGGACUUGUUGGUUGACUGCUCUUUCAUUAUGAGCUCGGUCAUACCAUCAUACCUUCCCAGUCACUAGGUAUAACAAAGCAUUGACUAGACAACCCUACAGUAUGAGGUUUAAAUACCUGAUGUUUACUUGAUUUACAACAGUGCCCAUGGCACAUUGUGGAAUGUCUUGACAGAGUACAGACCUCAGAUAUACGUGAUUAAUAAGCACGGAUUCUGUGCUGAUUAUGUUUGCUGUAACAAUGUCAUUUUAAAGAAAAUUAUUCACAAACUAAAUAUAUUUUGGGUUGUUUUGUUCUUUUGGACGAUUCAUUUUUGGUAAUUUCCUGUGUAUUAUGCAUGACUGUUAUUUAAAAAAAGACAAAACAUUUGGCAGUUAUUGUCUCUGGUUCUAUGUCUCAGUUACACUCUGGUGAGCACUGUAGGACUUGAAAUAUUAGCUUUAAUCAUAUCUCAGUCAGACAUCAGUUGAGCUGUAAAGGAUGGAUAUAGAUAGCUUUACUAUGAGAUGUGUAUGCUCUGUUGAUUUGAGACAUCUCAUUAAUACAGAAGAGUUUCCUAACAUGCACGGAGGAAACAAACUCUCAGCCUUAAAUAUCAGAUAUGUUCCCAAAGACUAAUUACAUCCCAGAUUAAUUGUCUUGCCAAAAAUACCUACUUUAUUUUGGGUUAUUCCUUUUUAUAGAUAUUUAUCUUGUCAAUGCUCUAUUGCUAGAUUCUGAGACUAUUUCUAAACUAUGUUUGCCUUCUGUAGCUACUGUAUGUUCUGUAAUUGAUCACAACAUGAUGGCACAGAUGCUGUUCUUAAGUUGUAGUUUUUUUGUUGUUGCAGUUUUAACAAAGUUCAAACCAUUAUUUAAACAGCAACGCAACAACACAUUGAUCAAUGCCCAAAAAUAUAGAUUUAAAGUAUGUUGGACAUGGUGCAUAAAACAACUGAUAGCUGAUUUAAAAAGAAAAAAGCAUUUAUCAAUUGUUGCAGUAUUUAUAAGAAUGUAUUGUUUUUUUGUUUUCAGAACAAUGUGCUCUUGACUUCUUUUGUUGUUAACCUUGAUCAUUUUUGAGUAUACAUUUAGCAAAACAUGGACUGCACAUGGCAAUGCAAUGUUAGCGUUACAAAUCGAGUAAACAUGUCAAAAAAUAAAAAUAAGUCUGUUUGA
Messenger RNA from Salmo salar (Atlantic salmon), 9048 nucleotides. The record is from RefSeq and is a predicted model, not a curated record. Lineage: Eukaryota; Metazoa; Chordata; Actinopteri; Salmoniformes; Salmonidae.